Molecule: messenger RNA, 501 nt
Organism: Trichobilharzia regenti
Lineage: Eukaryota; Metazoa; Platyhelminthes; Trematoda; Strigeidida; Schistosomatidae
Source: the annotation of a GenBank genome assembly
AUGUUACCGUUAUUUUUUACAACUGAUAUUUAUUUUGUCGAAUCAAAAUUACAGUGUUCUAUGGAUCCAAAUAAUCAUGCUAUACAGUUAUACCAAGCAUUAUUUUCUAAUUUAGGUUUUGUGCAAAGUUUGAUCCUAGUUGCUUUAAACUGUGCUUUCCUUAGACUUAUUUGUAAGCGUUUGAAAGAGACAACAAUGAAAAGAUUGAAUGCAGCUGAUCGCAAACAGAUACAGACCAGUAUAUUUUUUUUAGUUUAUUCUGCUUCUUAUACAGUGACAUCAUUACCACAAACAGUCGCUUACAUAACUGGUAGACUUAGCAUAUCAGUAAACAGUUCAAAAUUUGCAUUUCACAUAGCUGAUAUAUUUUGGAAUUUCCACUUUACACGUGAAGUAUUCGACUUCUUUAUAUAUUUUAAAUUCUUUAGAACAUUUCGUCUAGUAGUGUUGAAUGUGUGCAAACCUUGUCAUCAUCGAAUGCAGCUAAAAUUUAAUGAAUAA